AAUAUUUAUCAACCGCCAAAAAAUCAUCAACUUGGCGAAAUUUUUUGAUAACGGCAACCUAGGUUAAAUAACACUUCUUAUAUCGUCAUCAUAUAAUUAUGAAACGAAAACAUCAAGCAACUAUUGUAACACCAACCCCAGUUGAAGAUGAUGGUCAUCGUGUUCCUGAUCAACAUGUAACAAACUAUGAUAUUUUCGAACACUAUUCAAAGAAAGCUAAAAAUUCAAUUUUUCAGAAGGACGACCUGGAGACAGAUCGUUUCCACUGCGAUUAUUGCAAGAAGGACAUUUCAUCAUCGUUGAGAAUACGUUGUGCUGAGUGUGAUGAAUUUGAUUUGUGUGCUGAUUGCUUUUUUGUUGGUGUAGAAACAAAAGAACAUAAGAAUGAUCAUGCCUAUCGGGUGAUGGAAUAUUUGCAAGCUCCUCUCCUAUCUACAACAUGGACAGCUGAUGAAGAAUUACAACUCCUUGAAGGAAUCUCCCAGAAGGGUCUAGGAAAUUGGUUAGAUAUUGCCGAACACAUAGGCAAGCAAAAAUCAAAAUAUGAAUGUGAAUAUCACUAUUGGACACUCUAUGUAGAUAGGCCAAUUGCAAAGAGAAGAGCCUUAUUGGAGAAGAUUAAAACUCAGAAAGUUGUUGAUGAUUCAACGGGUUCAUCAAGUGAAGACACUGAAAUUUAUGUACCUGUUCCAGAUACUAAAGCUCCAAUUCAAAAUGAAAAGAUGAACAUUUCCAAGAAGGAUCUGAAAAAAGAUGAUGAUGGUAUCAUUUGGUCUGUAAGAAAGGAGUUAUCCCUUCCACCAGUGAAUAUGCAAACUAUUUUCAAUGAGAAUGUAAAGGCGCAUCCAGAAUGUGCCAAGUUUGUGAUGGGAACUCUCCUUUCUAGGGAGCCAAUUAUUGUUGGUAAUAGAAAGAAUGUUCAGCAAUUGGGUCAAGAUAUAGGUUAUCUGCCUCUGAGAGCAGAUUUUGAGACAGAUUUCGAUUACUGUGCUGAAGAUAUCAUUGCAGAGUUGGAAAUUCUCCCUACUGACACACCUGAAGAAAAGGAAAAGAAACUAGAUUAUUUGAGAUUAUACGAAUUUAGAUUAAGUGAAAGAGAACGAAGAAAAAAGUUUGCUGUUGAAAGGGGUUUAUUCGAUUGGAAGAGAAUCAGUGCUGUUGAAAAGAAGAGAAACAAGAUGGAAAAAGAAUUGUAUCAACGAUAUAGACCAUUUGCCAGAUUCCUGGACGAUCAAGAUGAGUUUGACUCUUUCAUGGCUGGGGUUAUUCAAGAGACUAAGAUAAGAAAUAGAAUUCAACAACUUAAAGAAUAUAGAGCUAAUGGUUUAACAUCUUUGGAACAAUGUGACUUGUUUGAAUCUGAAAACAAAAAGAGAGAAGCAGAUUUUGACCUGAAGAAAGCUAGAGAGGGUAAUAUCAAAUCUCCUUCAAUUAAGAGAAAUGCAGAGGUAAUUACUGGUACACCAAAAGAUCCAAACAUGGUUGGUAUUGAAAUGUUGUCAAAGAGGGAACGUAGUUUCUGUGUUGGUUUACAACUCUAUCCAAAGCAUUACAUACUUAUUAAGGAUGUUUUGAUAAGAGAAUCGGUGCAAUUAGGAUUUGUCUCAAAGGCAACAGCUUGUAAAUUAUUUACUGAUUUUGAAAAGGACGUUAUUUCAAAAAUUCACGACUUUUUUGUUUCAAAUAAUUGGAUUCUUGGUGCUCCACAAGCUACACAAGAAGGCAGUUCAGGUAAAUAAACCUUGAUUUCAUGGUC
This is a messenger RNA of Naegleria gruberi, 1756 nucleotides long. RefSeq lists its product as uncharacterized. Gene Ontology annotation, cellular component: nucleus. Gene Ontology annotation, molecular function: zinc ion binding; transcription coactivator activity; chromatin binding. NCBI's taxonomy places the organism in Eukaryota, Heterolobosea, Eutetramitea, Acrasida, Naegleriidae. The transcript has a single exon. The record is from RefSeq and is a predicted model, not a curated record. Bases 99 to 1739 code for a protein of 546 amino acids. Gene Ontology annotation, biological process: chromatin remodeling; regulation of transcription by RNA polymerase II.